AUGACAACCAACCACACCACCUGCAAACUACAUUUUAACGUGGUCAUUAACCCCAGGGGCUAUGUUUCUGUCACAGCCUUAGUUCUACAAAAAAAUUCCAAAUUUGCAGGUUUGUUCCCGCUAUCAUAUGCGGUGGUGGAUUCUGAAAACACCUCAAACUGGUCUUGGUUUCUUCAUCAUCUCGCGCAGGUGGUUCAUGGUGACAGACCUCUAACAUUCGUAUCGGAUCGGAACCUUGGUUUGCUUGAGGCAAUGCCCACCGUAUUUCCGAAUGCAGAACAUGCAUUCUGUCUACAACAUUUGCAGAGGAACUUAAGGGACAGGUUGCGUUACACAAACAGUAUGCAUCGGGCAGGUUUGGUUAGCAAAUUACGACAUUGCGCAUACGCACCAACUGUUACCGCUUUUAACCACAGAGUAGAACAAUUCCAAAAAUCGGGCAGGUCUGUUGCAUCUGAAUUCCUAGCAAAUGCACAUCCACAACAUUGGGCAAAUGCAUUUUUCAGGGGGCGACGUUACGGCGAAAUGUGCUCAAAUGCUGCAGAAUCAUUCAACUCAUGGGUCCGUGAGGCCCGUAACCUCCCAAUCACAAGAAUGGUUGACAGCAUACGGACCAAAUUGAUGCGACAAAUGGCGAAACGUAGAGACGCUUCCCAACUGUGGACUGGCACCAUAUGUCCCAAAAUGGAGGAUCGUUUAGAAAAAGCAUUCAACGAAGGUAGAUCAUGGAAAGUGAGCCAAUCAAACGCUGAUGUAUACGAAGUGCACUCUUUCCCAUCGGUCACUGUUGACAUCGGACGACGAACUUGCUCAUGUUUCAAGUGGCAACUCAAUGGGUUCCCUUGCGCACAUGCGAUGGUUGCCGUCCGUAAGAGUGGGCGCGAUUUGAACACUUUGGUCGAACCAUACUUCCACGUGUCCGAGUUUCGGGCCACUUACGCAUCAAGUAUUUUCCCAAUUCCCACUGUCGAGCAACCGCCUUUCAACCCAAAUGAUUACAUCAUAAAGCCCCCUGCUGUGAAACGUCCACCCGGUAGACCAAAGAAGAAGAGGAUAUUGUCAAAGGGGGAACAUGUUCAGCAAAUAAGAUGCGGCAGAUGUGGGCGCAUGGGGAAUCAUAACAGGAAGACAUGGAACGAACCCAUUUAA
Messenger RNA from Camellia sinensis, 1149 nucleotides. Lineage: Eukaryota; Viridiplantae; Streptophyta; Magnoliopsida; Ericales; Theaceae. The record is from RefSeq and is a predicted model, not a curated record.